AUGAAAGACUACCUAGUUGAACUACCCCUCAUGAGUGAGUGUCUGCGGAGGCUGGACGCCUGUAACAUAUCCCUGCAGGAUUACCCCGUGCAAGCCCUGUCCAAAGCCCUCCACACCAGCAGACUGACUGUGCUGCACCUUGAAAACACCUGCCUGAGUGGUAGACCCCUCUUCACCCUCGUUGGUAGCUUGAAGAAGAACACAGUUCUCCAGGAACUUUACCUGUGUGACAAUGAGCUCAACAGCUACCAGGACUCCAUGCAGCUGGGACUCCUCCUCAAGUACAACCGCACACUCCAAACCCUCGACCUCAGCAAUAACACGAUAUCCGACUCUGGCCUUGAGGAACUCUGUGAUGGUCUGAGAGCUCAGAAGUACGGCUUGAGGGCGUUAGUGCUGUGUAACAACCAAAUUACUCACCGUGGCAUGACUCAUCUAGAAAGUGUUCUGCCCAUGUCGCGAUCACUGGAAAUGUUGGACCUCGGCAGGAACAACCUGGAGAACCAGGGCAUCCACAUCCUGAAGGAAGCACUCAUAAGCAACCGCUCUCUGACCCAGCUCAUACUGGCAUCGGUUGGGAUAACGUGUGAGGGUGCCGUGCUGCUGGCGGAGUUCCUUGCCGAGAGCCGCCUGCUCCAGACGCUGGACGUGAGGCACAACCACGUGCUUACUGGAGGCCUGAUGGCGUUCGCCUUGGCCCUGAGGAUCAACCGCUCCCUACUACAGUUAGAACUGGACCACAACCCCAAGGAGGAGACGGACGAGUUCCUGAUGGAAACCCAGAGGAGUCUGCUGAGCAGGAUCUCGGACCUGUGCGUGGCAAACUCCGUGGCGACCUCUCAGGCGGAGCUGCGGCCUGUCACCCUGUCCCCGGCAUCCCUCACUGCUACUCCUGCCCAAACGGCUGACUAGCGGAUAUAUAAGCAUAAUAAUUCUAUUGCAAAUAACCAUAACCAUAACGCUCCCCUGGAUCCCUGUGGUAACGCGGGUGCUUCUCUCCCUAAUGAACUGACGGCCUCCCCGCUGUUUCGAGCCUAAUGACCCUGCCGAGGCUUUCACCCCCUUUCCAUAAAGCAAUUUUGUGAGCCUGCUCUGAACAUGAAUCACCUAGAAAUGAAGAGAACUGUUUCAAAAACCUCUCAUUUCUGUCUCUCUCUUUCUUUUUUUUUUGGCCUUCCUGUGGGUGAUGCAGGCUAAAUCUGUGUUGAUACUGUGGCGUGCGGUAAAUCCUGUUUGCCCGGGCGCCGGCUUCUCGUCACACGCCGAGGCACUCUCCCUCAGCCCUCGUGCCUCCACACACUAAUGUGGCGGAACGCCGCUCUGUCGGCCGGAGCGGCGUUCCGGAGCACCUCCAAGCUCCGCUCGCGCAACCGAGGCAGAAAACAUGAUGCGUGGGAAGAGGAACAUAUGCGAGGACGAAGAGGGCGCGAUUUACCUCUGUUCACUCAACUCGUAUCUGAUACUGCAUUUAGUGUGUUACACCAUACGUUUAAGCCCAUGUGCAAGUUUUAAUGUGAUUUUACAUUUAGGGUGUAAUGUGAAGCAUAUGGGUGUAUA
Molecule: messenger RNA, 1557 nt
Organism: Electrophorus electricus (electric eel)
Lineage: Eukaryota; Metazoa; Chordata; Actinopteri; Gymnotiformes; Gymnotidae
Source: RefSeq, a predicted model, not a curated record